CAAUUUCACUCUUCGUAUUGGACGCGGACCCGGGAAGGGCUUACGCAGUUUUACGAAAAACCAAACUGACUAGGUCGUGGAGAUUGUGCUAUGAUAUCAUGGAUUUUUUUGCUCCUGGUAGUCGUGCUUACCAUCAUCAACUAGCACGCUGGAAGCAUGGAUUCUAGUCCUGGUAGGCGUGCAUAUUUCCAUGAACUCGCACACUGGAAGCAUGGAUUUAGCUCCUGGUAGUCGUACUUACUAGCGUAUUUGAUCGUGUCGUGUCGGCCCGCUUCUUGUAUAUAGUAACUGCAGGAGUUACAUCUGGUUGUGGUACCACAUCAUCGAAGUGUAGGUGAAGUACGCUUUAAUUGUGAUAGUGAUGAUGAUAACGAUGACACGCUCACUCCGUCACAAGUGAGCCCACUCCUAUCCUAUCCUAUGACAAUAAUGAUGACGAUUUUCAUCACCUAUUCUGUGGGAUGUAGGUCUCGAUUUGUAGAAAUCUCUCAUAGUUAUCAUGUCCAGCAUGCCUUAGCUACUCAAGUUUCAAGAUCUACACCAUCUUUUUGCUGGAUCCUCAGGAAUUGAAUUCAUUUAUUAGGCGAUAAAAAACCACUUUUUCGAGAAUUCAACUUCAAAAUUCGAAAUUUGGAGCAAUUUCAUCCACAUUUCCAUCAUUCUGGAGGUUUUCUAGGUUCGUGGUACCUGGAUGUGGAUGAAAUUUGUGGGCCAAAUCCCAAGUAAUCAUCAAGGAGAUCUUCCUCUUGCAUAUCGUUCUUCUUAGACGGAGUUAACUACAAGUACGACUACUAAUACUACUACUAAUAAUUAGGUAACUGCUGCGACAACUGCUAUUUCUGUUGUUUUUUGUUUUGUGUACUAUACUGGUAAGUAGGUCGUAGUUCUAAGAAGCCACUGAAUGGACCGGACAAGCUCUGGCUUGCGACAGCGAUUGGAAUGUCCACCAAGCCUGUCCUGCCGCAGAUUAUCGCUUUCUCCAGGCAGCUGUCACCGGUUUGUGCGUCGCGGUUAUGAAGAUUGGCAUCUUGAGAAGCACAAGUGACAAGCACAAGUGAAGCAGUUGGCUUAGAGGUUUAGGCGUUGGCCUGUUUACUUAUCAGCGGUUCAAAGUUUUUCCUCUUCGACGUGCCCCGAGAUGAACGACGACUGUGCUUCAUUC
Messenger RNA from Amoebophrya sp. A25, 1162 nucleotides. NCBI's taxonomy places the organism in Eukaryota, Dinophyceae, Syndiniales, Amoebophryaceae. The record is from the annotation of a GenBank genome assembly.